This is a messenger RNA of Solenopsis invicta (red fire ant), 7711 nucleotides long. RefSeq names its product E3 ubiquitin-protein ligase SH3RF3 (gene POSH). The coding region runs from base 933 to 3662 and encodes 909 amino acids. NCBI's taxonomy places the organism in Eukaryota, Metazoa, Arthropoda, Insecta, Hymenoptera, Formicidae. The transcript is spliced from 13 exons. Gene Ontology annotation, molecular function: protein binding; metal ion binding. The record is from RefSeq and is a predicted model, not a curated record.
ACAUUAAGAAAGAGAAUGCGCUGAAAUUGCCGCAUGUACGGCGUUUGUGUGACAGCUAGGGCGCGUACACACCGGCCUGCGUGCAGGGCGAAUGACUUUUUAAAAACGCGCGAAGGAGAGGGAGCGAGAGAGAAAGGGAGAGAGAGAAGCGGAAACGCCGCGGAUGGUGGAGUCACUGAAGUCUGCUGGAGUCAACGAUCGGGUAACGUCGCGGUAACGUCGCCGUCAAGGGUUCAUCGGCGUGGACGAUGAUGACGGCGGUGUUGCGGGUGCAUGAACCCAAUGAACCCACCGCGAACGGAAUCGACGAGGCACGCGAUUGAUCGAUGCCGUGGCCGCGAUGCGCGCCGAGGCCGUGCCGCCGCCGUACGACAGCCGAGACGUCGUUAAUCAAACCGUCGAUUGACCGAGCGAAUAGGCGACGAGCGUGCGUAUUCCGGGGGACGGGGCGGCUCACACACCUUCCCUCGAACGAGCGCGAAGGGCGGAUAAAGAGAGAGAGAGUGAGAAAGGAGGAGAAAAAAAGAACAGGAGGAGGGAGAACGAACGAAUAAAAACGAAUUGAAUUCCUGCGCUCGGUGGUAACGUUACGGUGCCGGAACUGCAGCCCGACAAACUGCGACAAACCGUCAGUUUUUCUCCGCGCGGGACUGCGCGGGACAGCACAAAUCGCGGGUGUUUGAGAGAGACAGACUGUCAGACUGAACGGACGGGCGGGGAAUAGCGAGAAAGAAGGAACAAGAAAGAGAGAGUGAGAGAGAACAAUUGGGAGGGUUAGAUGAAGGAGGGAGUACGUUUCGAUAGAGCAAGUGCAAGCGGUGCAAUCACAGCCAGCGACGACGAGGAACGUCCGGACGGUAGGUGGUACGAGCGAAGGACCGACCGAUCGGCUGGCGCGUGGACGGAUUAGCCUUGAAAGCCACCUCUUUACGAUGGACGAGUGCAUGCUGAAUGACUUGUUGGAGUGCUCGGUAUGUCUGGAGCGGCUCGACACAUCUAGCAAGGUGCUGCCGUGCCAGCACACGUUCUGCAAGAAGUGCCUGGAGGAGAUCGUUAGCACUCAUCGCGAACUACGCUGCCCAGAAUGCCGCGUCCUCGUGGACGCCAAAGUGGAUGACCUGCCGCCAAACGUGCUGCUGAUGCGCAUCCUCGAGGGAAUGCGCAACGCCGCGCCGAAGAACCAAAUCAAGUCGGCCGCGUUGCUGUCGUCGAGAUCCACCUCGACAGGCGGUACCGCCGUGCCCCAACGACUGUUUGGCGGUCAUCAGGUCGCUCCGGCACCCGCCAUCGUCACCGGCAACCUCGCGCCUGCUAUCGCCUCGGAACCAGCAGUGCGACAUUCUAAUGCCGCUGCCAAGCAGGUGCAUCUACACAAUCAGGCGUAUGGAAGGGCGAUCUAUGAUUAUGUCUCCAAGGUGCCAGGCGAUUUGAGCUUUAAGAAGGGUGAUAUAGUCAUCCUUCGGAAGAAGAUUGACAACAAUUGGUACUUUGGGGAGUGUGGCAAUAAUCAUGGUGUCUUUCCUCUGUCUUACGUUCAGGUGAUGACGCCUUUGACACCGCAUGUACCUCAAUGUAAAGCGCUAUACGAUUUUAGGAUGACAAAUGAUGACGAGGAUGGUUGUCUAACUUUUAAUAAGGGGGAAGUUAUCAGCGUUAUCAGAAGAGUUGAUGAAAAUUGGGCAGAAGGUAAACUCUUGGACAGAAUUGGUAUCUUUCCAUUAGCUUUUGUCGAGCUGAACAGUGUUGCCAGAGCUUUGAUGAAACUUUCAACCAACGUACAACCGGGACCGUCAAGAGUAGCUCCGCCAACUCCAACAAACGAAGAAACUACACCGUUGAUACCAACUGAUCACUCACGUAAUGUGCAAACAACAAGUCAGUCUCGACCACAACUGGUACAGGUAUCUGAUUCUGUCUCGAACGUAUCAUCUGGUGGCAGCUCCACGACUACUACACCAAAUACCCCUAACAGUUCGACCACGUCCAGCAGUUCCAGUACUGCUCCGAGCAGCCCUGGCAGUCCCGCGACGUCGCCACCCGCGGUCGGCAACAGACAUAGCGUUAAACGUCAUAGUUUUACUGCUGUCAAUACAGGUCAUCAUGCACAUCCCCAUCAUAGACAUAGUGCUGAAAUACUUAGUCCUCCGGUAGACAAUACCCCUAAUAACGCCAAUAAUAGCGGAGGCAAUGAAUCAUUUACCUCUUUACAAACGAGCGGUAGUUGCACAGAUCACAAUCUUCGUCAUAGACGAAGUGGUAGCAGCGAUCUCGUUCUCGCUCAAGCGUCACAAAGUAUACCCAUUGGCCAAACUACCAGCGCAUCUGGUGCGACGCAUUUACCAGCGGCGUAUGUAGCAUUGUAUCCGUACAAGCCUCAAAAAGCGGACGAACUCGAGUUACGAAAGGGCGGAAUUUACAUGGUGACGGAACGUUGUCAAGACGGAUGGUUCAAAGGAACGUCCAAUCGUACUCAGAAGUGUGGAGUUUUUCCUGGGAAUUACGUUGCACCUGCUAACAGAUGUCAACGCGGGCUGUGUCGCGGAUCUCCAAACUCACCGAGCCAACACCAAGGAUCACCACUAUCGAAUGCCUCGUCAAAUGCCGAGUCACGUUUGGCAGUGACAUACACGAAGAGCAAGGGUCCCUCGCCGCAACCUUAUAAUCCUCGCACACUGCCGCCACCUGAAUUACCGCCGCGCGCCAUAAGUCCAUCCACAACAACUGUAUCUUCGUCCUGGCAUGGCGCCGCUCAGUCGAAUCAGGGAUCGAAUCAAGAAACUAGUCCGCCCCGACACAACGAUCAGAAUACUACUCCGCUCGGGCGCAGUCAUAGCGCAGUGAUGACGGCAAAUAUUUCUUCCCCCGGUAAACAAAUUACUGUGACAUCGUCGCUACAACCGGCAAGUAGCACUAACAACGAUUGCAGCCGCGUUACCAUCCCCGCUCCUUCUUCUUCCACUGGCGACAUGAACAGAAGCCCGAAUAAUACUCUGCGUGUAGCGAGUGGUAUCACUUCCUCGAAUGCAGCCGCGACAGCAUCUAGAACCACGGAAAAGCCGAAAGAAAAGAAGGAUAAAUGUGUUUCCUUGAUGCGACGUUUGACCAAUAUUAAAAAAUCUAAAUCGCCUCCACCCACUACAUAUUCGAUGGAUAAUCCUGUAUUCGACGAUGGUAAUUCCGUCAAUCCGAUGCACGUUCGAUCGGGGUCUUGUCCAAGUCAAUUGCUACAGGUGGUACCCACACAGGAAUUAAAUGCUUCAAACAGCCCACACCGCUUAUGUCCAGGCUCUGUGCAGGGACACGUCACAUCCUCACAGAGACUGAAAUACAAGGAGAGACCCUCCUUACCAGUGUCAGUAAUCCAGAGAUCCAACGAAUCCGGUGCAAUGGUAUGCUCGACUGUUGGAAACCAUCAUCGCAAGAGUAAUUCGCUAGACGCUGGAAUGGGAAAGCAAAUGAAGCAGCAAUCGUCGCGCGAUCGCACGGGAUAUAGAUUCCGUUGUAUCGUACCGUAUCCACCUAAUAGCGAGUUCGAGUUGGAACUUCGUGUGGGUGACAUAAUAUACGUGCAAAAGAAGCGUGACGACGGAUGGUACAAAGGUAUGCAGCAACGUACCGGCCGUACCGGACUAUUUCCGGCUAGUUUUGUGGAAGCUUUCUGAGACCCGAUACAAGGUCGUCUAGUGUUAGAAACUUGUAUAUAACUUGGCCUUUUGUGUAAGUAUUUACACGAUAUAUUCAAAUCGGGGAUCUUCUCGAUACGUAUUCACGCGUACUUGGUUUUCACUGACGUUUUCUGAAAUAUCAUUGACUUCGAAGCUAUUAAUGCAUGUAUGCUGUAUCUCGAGUUGUGCAAUGUAACGUACGUACAGCCAUUGUGUGAACUUAAUGGGCCAUUAAUGAGCGUGUUGUAAUAAACCGUCGCGUAGGUGAUCAACGACGCGUCGAACUGAAUGAACGCAUUCACACGAUGGGUGCAAUAGGAAAUUUUAGCGCAAAGUAAUUAUACAUAUUUUACAUGUAAAUAUGUGCGAGAAAUGACGAAGGAUAGUACGAACACGACGCUAUAACUAUUUGGAACUUAUACUGCCAUCGGUUAUGUAGGCGUGCGUAACUAUAACAAGAUAACGAAUUCAUUUUACACGUUACUGCCAUUUGCGAUCAUAAGAGAAGGAAUAUCUCAUUUUAAACUACUAAUUGAUCAUAAGAGAAGGAAUAUCUCAUUUUAAACUACGAAAGUUGCUGUCUUUUUUCAAAACACGCGCAGUACGUAUAAAAGAGAUUUAAUAUGGGUUGUGUAAUAAUCAAGCUUACGCCGGUCAAAUCGUUCAUGACACGUAAUUAAAGUAGAAUUAUAGAAUAAACAAAGAAAUUGCAUAUAGAGAAGAGGGAGUCUUUUUAGAAAAGUCUAAAUAUCUCGGAGCAAACGCAUAUAUAAUACGAAACAAUAAGUGCAAACAUGUGUUUAUGUGGUAGUGUUGGAUUUCCACCACUUCCACCACUAGUGUUGAAUGAUGGAAUUGUAUUUGCUAUUGUUUAGGACUGUAUAUGUCCGUGCAUAAAGUCAAUAUAGUUCAAUUGAAACUUGAAAUUCCAUCAUUUUCGACUUUAACGAGAUUUAAGCGCAUUAUCACAUGGAUAUCUGUAGAAUUGAUCCUGAGAUAUUUAGGAUUAUGAAUAUUUGUGAUCCAUAUUUAUUAUCAGUCAUACUGAAUUUUAUAUAAUUUUUUUUCCUUCAUCUGCCAUUGUAGACAAUCGGCUUACUUAUUGCCGAUAACUUAUUAUAUGCUUGCGUAUCAAAAAAUAUGUUAUACAAGAGCACAACCAAUAAUUUAAUUAUUGACAUUAAGACUGGAUUGUGUUUUGAAAUUAUUGACCGAGAUUAGAUGAAUAUUUUUUCUUAAUGGGUAUAUCCAUUAUAUACCCCCGCCGUAUAAAGGAAGAUGUUCUAUUUUAACAAACAAUUUAGAUUGUUUUAGGCAAUUUAGCUAAGAUAUUUAGAAAAUGGCCUUGAUAUGCGCAAUGUUGAUGUAUUAUUAUAUACUUUGUAUACACUGUUUUAUAACUCGAUUUAUAACUUGUUUUCUAAUUUAUAAAGUCACGCAAACAUCCAUGGCAUGAUGGUAAGUUAGCUGUUUAAGCAGCUAAUUUGAGAUAAAUAUCCAAUAAAUUAAAGUGCUUCCAUUAUCUGAUUAAUGAUAUAGGUAUAAAUUUUGUUAUGUUCUUUAUAUUUUCUAUUAUUAUUCUUAUUAAUUAUACAAUUUUGCGCAAUCGGUUUUUAUAAAUCUUUAUACUUAUGCCGUUAAAAAAUGUUUUAUUAAUUAGCAUUGUAUUAAUUACACAUCUUUUAGAGUUUAUGAUUAAGUCGCAAAAGUGUACCUUAUUUGAAUAUAUUAUUCAAUAAUUAUAUACAUCAAUUGUACAUAUAUUACGUGUAUAAAUAUGUAGAGGGUAUACUUGUAUAUAUAAUAAUCAUAAUGCUCAAUUGAUUAACGUUUACGCAUAAGUAAUAUAUCUACAUUUAUAUAUUUAAAUUUAGACAUGCAUAUAUUGCACAAAUCCAGGUGUAAACAGGAAAACCUAUAUACAUCGUACAUGAUAUAAUUUUGAUCGUAUAUGUAUACGCAUACGUAUAUAAUCUGAAUGCAUAUAUUUAUAUUCAUUGUGACCAUUUAAUGACACUUUGUAACUUUAUUGUAACUGAUAUUGUAGGAGUUUGCAGAUAUCUCAUUAUCUAACAAGAGAAAAAAUCUAAUGCCCAACGAACAAUAUUAUAAUACAAAGAGAACAUUGCACAAUAUAUUGUAAGGAUGAAAGUCACAAAAAAGACAAUUCACUUAGAGAGCGAAAGAGAAAGUAUUCUCUACAGUAUACUUUCUCUUUCAGAAUUUUUACCAUUAAUUUUAUUGACGAAAUCAGAUUCAACUAUGUACUAUAAUUAUUAGUUCUAUAUUGUAUUUCUAACUAAUUGACAUACAAAAUGUUGUAAAUAUAAUCGCGACAUCUGCAAAGUCCUAUGAUAUGAAGAAUUUUGUUGGUUUUGUUGAAAUGCAAAACAAAACAUAUACCAGAUACCAGAAAAUGAUUUAUGUUACUAUCAUGCAACAAUUGCAAAAAGGGUAAUGGAAAACGUCCACCUUUGAAGUUAAGGAAAGAACAUUACCUGUAAAUCUACAAGUGAAUAAUUUUCUGUGGCCAUCAAACUAUUAGAAAAUAAAACAUAGAAGGAUUAGUGUAGUCGAUAAGAAUUACAAAACUUAUCGACAUUGAUGAAGUCUACAUUAUGAUAGGAGAAGUUUACGAGGGAAAGUGUGACUUAGAGAUUCUGAACGUUUAUAUACGCGUACGGAGAAAUGUAAUUUUAUAACUAAUCGUCCGGAUGGAGAAGGUGGCUGGAUAUAUUUUUUUAUGUCAGUCACUUUGGCGUGAAAAAAAGUGAACGACCGAUCGACCAUAGGAUCGAAUUUAAUCGAAUCUAGAAUUAUGAUAGUCAGGAAAAAGAAAAAAAAAUAUCUCUUACACUCUUAUGCGAGGGGCCACACUGCGCAUGAUAUGAUAAAUUUGGCAGUCUGUUGUAGUACGAUAUUUAGAAAUUGGAGAAAGGAUGGGAAAUAAAAAAACACGAGAUACAUAAUAUAUAUAUACAUAUUUAUAUGCAAGAAAAACUCAUCUAUUUGUGUUCAUGCGGAUCAUUGGAAUCAUUAUAUCGUAUCUUAUACAAAUUAUUAAUGUGUCUUACGCACAAUAAUGUUUUGCAUUUCGAUCUUGCAUACCUAUCUUUGAUGAAGAAUAUGAAUUUUUGAAUUAGGCUUUUUGUUUUUGCAUCUCUUUCGAUACUUUUGGUCUUGGCAAUUAAAUUGUACAAUUAAAUUUCUUAUGUCAUACUAGAACUGCGUAGAAACUAUUUAUACACAAACUUACAUAUGUGUGUUUUAUAUGACGUACAUUUAAGUAAUUUAUUAUUAAUGGCUUGUAAAGAAGGUACUGUUAAGUUGCGGAUGGAUACAUCAGAUUGACUGUAACGAAUGAGAGACUAAUUAUUAUCUUGUCGCUAUUUUAUAUCGCGCGUAAUACAAAAUCAGGCGUGACACGACACGUGUAAGAUAUUAUUUUCCGCUAUCUUCAUAAUUAUGUCAUUGAUUUAAUAUUGUUGCCCAUAUGUUUUUAUAUAAGUGAGAGCUGCAGGUGUACAAAACGCGUUCACGCAGUAACAGUCUUGAAUCAAAGAGCGCAUGUGCGAUGCGAUUAACCGUCUCUGAGGAUUGUAAAUAUGUUACUGCGAAAUCUGGCGUUCUCGCGACGUUACGGUAAAAGAAAAAAAAAGAUCACGUCAUUAAAGCUAUACUCCCGUAUGCAUAGAGAUGAUGACUCUCCUCCGUUUCGUGGAGAUCGGGAUCUGCUUAGAUUGCAGAACAAGGUAGACGUAGCAUAGGAAUGUAAGACAAAGAUCCGAGUCAAGAGCCUUCGUUUAGACCAAAUGUGUUUCUAGCACUUCUUUCGUAAGGGGGAAACCUUAGAAUAGUCAUUAUAUACCGAUUACUACCUUUACACGCUACUCGGUAUUUUGUCACUAACAUAACAAUGUUCCAACAAAUCUAUGUCGAUGUCGUGUCCAAGCGUAAUUUACAUAUAUACAUAGGUAUCGUUUAAUAUUUAAAUAGCAUACAAAACCUAUAAUAAAUUCCUUCACGUGGCUAUCACAAAUGCCGGA